AUGCGAACUUCGAGAGGUCUACGGAUCACCUCCCUUAUUGUCGCAUUCCCGGUACUCCUCAUCCUUAGUUCCCUCGUUCUUAUUUGUGCGCUAGCUAUUCAGACACAAGUCAAAGCUUGGGCCGCUCAACAUCAACCCCAAUUUCUUGAUGUAGCCCAGCGUCCCAUUUCGAGACUUGCAACAUCCACAGCACUCGCACUUUCACCCAAACCAUUCACUCGACGUUUUCGCUUAAAACAUUUUCUACCAUCCACUGUUUGGUCAUGGCUCGGCGUGCUCACCGUGUUUGCUCUGAUCACCGUGCAAAAGUUGGAUAUUGUUUCCUGCAGCCAAAAGGCCUACGCUUUUAUUACACCACCAUCAUCACCCACAAUGGCACCUGUAUCCACAACCUCAACGACAUUGGCAGAUGAAAAUAGUGAUCAUGUUUCGUUGUCUGCAUCAUCGCCGUCAUCAUCAACAUCCUCUUCUUCUUCCACCAAGCCAUUGUCUUCAAAGCCACGGAAGAAAAAGUUGAGAUCCAAGCAACAUCAACAGCGAGUUUCAAAGCAACAACAACAACAACAUUAUCGUCAUCAUCAAUCUGCAGCAGCUGCAGCUCCACCAUCGCCACCUCCUUCACCUCCAGUGCGUCAUGCAUCUAAGCCUACAAUGACGACCACCACUGCUGCACACAAUGUACUUGAAGAUACCAGCAGCAGCGAGGAAGAAGAAUGGAUCAAUGUUGGCGAUAAGAAAAAGAAGCAACGACAAUCGCACAAUGACCCUAUUCAUCAUCAUCAUCAUCAUUCUUCAUAUGAACCACCCAAGACGCCUGUUAUGAGUGAUGCUGAUGAAGAAGAAGAAACCGAAACUGAACCUGAAGAAACACCAGUGGUUGUUCAGGAACCACAACAACAGCAACAGCAACCACAGGAACAGGAACAGCAACAACAACAACAACAAACAAAUGAGCAACAACCUGUCAUUCGCAAUUGGUAUUCGCCAUUCUCCACAGGGCUUGAUCUGGAUAUCAUGCCCACACGUAACAAGGAUCCAUACCAUCAUCAUCAACAUCAUCAUUGGCGUGAAGAUCCAUUUUAUCAGCAUGCACCCUUGUUCGAACAUCAACAAGCAUUUUCUUUCUUUGAUCGUCCUCAUCAUGCCAUGAGAGUCUAA
Molecule: messenger RNA, 1158 nt
Organism: Lichtheimia ornata
Lineage: Eukaryota; Fungi; Mucoromycota; Mucoromycetes; Mucorales; Lichtheimiaceae
Exons: 2
Coding region: 1-1158 (385 amino acids)
Source: RefSeq, a predicted model, not a curated record